Molecule: messenger RNA, 2884 nt
Organism: Coffea arabica (coffee)
Lineage: Eukaryota; Viridiplantae; Streptophyta; Magnoliopsida; Gentianales; Rubiaceae
Source: RefSeq, a predicted model, not a curated record
CUCUCCAUCCCCAACUCAUUCAACCAGGGAAGCAGGAGAAUCAGAAACCUGUCUCUCUCUCUCUCCACUUUCCCUCUCUAUUUUCUCCGUUUCACACACACACACACACCAGAUAUAUAUACACAUAUAUAUAUAUAUACGCGCACACAUAUAGAUUCUCUCUCUCUCUCUCUAAAUUGUCUCCGUCUGCCGGUGGUUCGCCCAAGCACGAAACGGUACUGUUCUGAUCGUUUCCUUUUCUAUGAUUUUAGACAAAAAAUAUGAACAAUCGCUAAAAUGUUUAGCAUGCAUAAAAUCGAAGAAUUUUUGUGGUUGAUUAUUUGGUAGUAUAUAUGUUUGCUUUUGGGAAUAUUAGUGAGGUGGAUUCAUUAGAGAUGAUUAAGGAAAUAAUCGGGCGGAAUUUGGGGAAAAUAUAUUAGGCAGUGUUAUUGAAUGAGAUUACAAAUUAAUCGGGGCUACAGUUUCGGAUCUCUAGGACCUAUGCAGUGUCUGAUUAUUCGUAUUUUUAGGGUUUUCGCGACUCAGACUUGCUCCUACUGCUCAGUCUUCUCCACCUGCCUACUAGCAGUUUUAUUCGACUUUUUUCUUUUUACUUAAAAACUUUCCUCUCGCAAAUAUAUUUCUCUUUUUAUUUUCCUUUAAAAAAUUAAUUCUACUUGCUCGUGGUAAAUUUUUUAAGCUUGAGUUGUGUUUAUAAAGUAAGAAUUUAUUUAGUUAAAUAAAAAAUAGGAUUAUAGAUGUUGUCUGUCGAUUGCUAAUUGUUUCCUUGAAUUGUUUUAAGAGAGAGGGGUCUUAUUGAGUUGUAAAUUUUUAUUUUCCAGUAUCAUGAUAAUUUUUGCCGACUUGGGAAAUUUCAGUUCUGGGAGAAGCUUUUGAAGCGCUGAAAUUUAAGGAACAGGGAAGAGGGAUUAGGGUUUCAGCUGCUGUGAUUCACUGGCCAAAUGUGACUAUGAUGGGAUUAUUGGCGUGACUGACAGCUGGAGUAGUUUAUUGAUAUAAUUUUGUUUAUAUGAGCAAGCAUGGGGUCUGUCUGUUGUGUUGCUGCUAAGGAUAGAACGGUUACAAAUGGGUCUACCAGUGAAAUUAUGCACAGGAACAUUCGGCAUUCCCCAUCAUGGAGCUUUCGAUGGGAUAACCGGGUGCGAGUAGUGGGGGAGGAAACUUCUGUAAAUUGGAUUUCCGAUGGGGUCACCCGCAAUGAUCCACCAGAUGUUAAAUCUGGACCAACUAUUGAAACCACACAUGCAUCUGAAGAAGGUAGUCCAUUGGAUAGUUUUCGAUCACUUGUAUGGCAGAAGUCCCCGGUUUCUGAUGUAAAUAACGGGGUUACAAGGCUCACUACUUCUGGUCUACUGUUGAGAAAGUUCGAUGGAGACCUAGUGGAUGAGGAUCAAAGAGUCAGAAAUCUUGUGAAGGAUUUUAGGCGCAUCUUUCAAGGACGAGAUCCUUUAACCUGUACAAAUUCUACAGAUGUUAGGGAGUCAACUGCAUCUCCUGCAGUUUCUUGUCCAUCUCCCGUGAAGUUAUCUCCUUCAGCACCUUCAGUUUCCUCUCUGUCAACAUCACCUUUGUCAUCCCGAAGCCACCCGCUUCCUGCAAGCUCAACUCCAUCAAGAUGGCCUCGCCGUUCUCCUGGGCACCAACUCUUACGGCAAGUAUCUGACAGCCUUAUUCCAACAAUCAAGUCUCCAACUUUGUCAGUUUCUGAAGAAACAUCAUCUUUUGUGCUUCCUGGAUGGAGCCAUGAGUCAACUAGGGCUUCCCAUGGUGGGUCAUCAGACAGUUGGUCUACACCAACCUUCCCUGAUAUCAUGUCAACUUCCCGUAGAGAAAGGUGGUCUUUUGACAGUGAAACAUUGGGUUUUGUUCGUGACAAAAUAACCAGAUCUAGUGGUAGAAAUUCUGGUUAUUCCUUUGAUCUCCAAAGCUGUGGCAUUUGUGCGAAACUUUUGACUGAGAAAUCUUCAUGGGGCAGCCAGAAAAUUAUAGCAACUAAUGAGCUUGCAGUGGUUGCUGUUUUAAUUUGUGGGCACGUUUACCAUGCAGAGUGCUUGGAAAAUAUGACCCCUGAUGUUAACAAGUAUGAUCCAGCUUGUCCAAUCUGUACCUUUGGGGAGAAACAGGCACAGAAAAUGUCGGAGAAAGCUUUGAGAGCCGAAUUUGAGUUAAAGACUAGAAAGAGAUCUAGGAACAGGAUUGCUGAUAGUGACCUUAAUAGCGAUCUUGUUGCUUUUGAUCGUCAGAAAAGUAGUGGACGUGACGGAAGAGGUCCUAAGAUGAGUUCCAGUUCCAGCAUGAAGGACUCUUUGGCGAAGCCUUUCUUGAGGCGUCACUUUUCUUUUGGAUCUAAAGGGAGUAGAUCAAUGUCAGAGAAUCAUUCUUCCUGGAAGAGGGGAUUCUUCUGGGCAAAAUCGAGAAAGGAUUAAGUUCUGUCUAGAGUUACAAAGAUUCCACAGUUGUUCUUCAGAUGGGCUACGAAAUGCAUGCAGGGAGCAGGCAAUCAGCCAUAAAUUCAACCCUGUCAAGGAAGCUGGCAUUGUCUCGUGCAAAUGUAGGUUAGCUUUUGAAGAUACACUGUAAAGGGAAGACCAUACAGAUGGGGAAAUGAAUUCAUUAUAAUAUAGGAAAAAGGAAAGAUGAUAGGGGUCAGGGUGUACGUGCAUCAUGAAACUAGUUCUCUUUCAUUUUGUACGAUGGCUGUUUACUGUUUAAUUUCAUGAAAUUAGUUUGGAUAUAUGCGUAGCGUUUUACCAUCGCAUAUCUAAAUCGAUAUUCUAUGGGCCGAAUUACGCGUUGGAGACAUCAUUGGGUUGCUCCUCUCAAUCACAUGUAUAACUAUUGACGGAUCUGGAUCAUGAUGUUGAGCCUUUCAACUUUUGACUUA